Messenger RNA from Neopsephotus bourkii (Bourke's parrot), 363 nucleotides. Its product is annotated as PHD finger protein 7-like. Gene Ontology annotation, cellular component: nucleus. The annotation marks the transcript as partial. Lineage: Eukaryota; Metazoa; Chordata; Aves; Psittaciformes; Psittacidae. The transcript is spliced from 3 exons. The record is from RefSeq and is a predicted model, not a curated record.
CUGCAGCGGGUGCGGGCGGUGCAGCAGGAGCAGAGCCUGUGCCUCAUCUGCCAGGAGGUGGUGGCGGAGCGGCCGUGCUAUGACACCCUGGUCUGUCCCACCUGCACCAGCGCCUGGUUCCACCGCCACUGUAUUCAGGGCCAGGCGCUGCGCUCUGCCCUGCACUACUUCCGCUGCCCUCUCUGCAAUGACAAGGACACUUUCCAAAAAGAGAUGUUCCGCCUGGGCAUCAAAAUCCCAGACAGGGAUGCUGCCUGGGAGGAGAAUGGAGCCUUUGCCAGCCUUUAUGAGCGGCACAGAUCCUGCGACACCAGCCAGUGCCUGUGCCCCGCGGGACGGGAGGAGGCAGAGGAGAAUGGGUGA